CGUACCGAACUCUCCGCAGCUCCACGGAUUUUCAGUCGUGAACAUGAAAGAGCAACCGCUUGGAUUUAUACGUUUUCCUGGAACCGGUGCGAUAUAGGAGAUGGAGCGGAUCUCCCAAUGGGAAUACGUUGUAUGAUAACUAGUUUUGCAACUUCAGUGAACUUUUUCUUCAUUACAUUUCUUUCUGUCGGACUCCUCGUAUAAGGGGAAAAAUGCCGGAGCGUAUCAGCAUUUCAGAGUUUGUCACGCUAACGAAUGAGGACUUGGCUUCGCCGUUAACCUCUAGCUUUCAAUCGAAAAUGAGUGACUGUCGGAACACGGUCAUCGCGCUGGAGGAGUCUCUGGAGUUGGAUCAGAGCAGUCUACAGAGGAUGAAAAAGAUGGUAAAAGCCAUUCACAACUCCGGAAUCACCCACGUGGAGAACAAGGAGCAGUACAUCGAGAUCCUGGAGAACCUGGGAAACAGCCACCUGUCCCAGGACAACCACGAGGUGUCCACUGGUUUCCUCAACCUGGCAGUGUUCACCCGGGAGGUGGCCGCACUCUUCAAAAACCUGGUCCAGAACCUCCACAGCAUCAUCUCCUUCCCCCUAGAGAGUGUCCUGAAGCCAGAGCUGAGGGAUGGGAGACUGGAGCUGAAGAAACAGAUGGAGAAGAGCUGGAAGGAAUAUGACAUCAAAGUAGGGAAGUUGGAGAAGGAGCGUAGGGAGAAGAGUAAGCAGCUGGGGGUGAUCGUGACCGACGUGACGGAGGACAUGGAGAGAGAGAGGAGGACAUUCCAGCUGCAGAUGUGUGAGUAUUUACUCAAGACCCAGGAUCUAAAGACGCGACAGGGCCCAGACCUUCUACAAAGCCUCAUUAAGUACUUCCAGGCUCAGCUCAAUUUUUUCCAGGAUGGGCUGAAAGCUGCAGAGCACUUGAGUCCCUUCGUGGAGAAGCUGGCUGCUUCAGUGCACACAGUGCGCCAGGACCAGGAAGAGGAGGUACGUCAGCUCUCUCAGCUGCGUGACUCCCUCAGGACACUGUUACAGGUGGAGAGCAAGGAGGAGCACUUGAACAGGAAGAACUCUGGCAACGGCUACAGCAUUCACCAGCCACAGGGAAACAAGAAGUAUGGGACGGAGAAGUCUGGCUUCCUGCUGAAGAAGAGCGACGGGAUCAGGAAGGUGUGGCAGAAGAGGAAGUGCGGGGUGAAGUACGGCUGCCUGACCAUCUCUCACAGCACGAUUAACAGGCCCCCAGCGAAACUCAACCUGCUGACCUGUCAAGUCCGACCAAACCCGGAGGAGAAGAGGACCUUUGACCUUGUGACUCACAAUCGGACCUACCACUUCCAGGCAGAGGACGAGCAGGAAUGCAUGAUCUGGGUGUCCGUGCUGCAGAACAGCAAGGAGGAGGCCCUGAACGCGGCCCUGGGAGGGGAUCAGACGCAGUUCCAGGACAGCAGCCUGCAGGAGCUGGCACGUGGCAUCAUCGCAGAGCUGCGCAACAUGCCAGGCAACGACGUCUGCUGCGACUGCGGGGCCCCAGAUCCCUCCUGGCUUUCCACUAACCUGGGGAUCCUCACGUGUAUAGAAUGUUCUGGAAUCCAUCGAGAGCUGGGGGUCCACUACUCCCGCAUUCAGUCUCUUACUCUAGAUAUGCUCAGCACUUCUGAACUCCUGCUGGCUGUCAGUAUUGGCAACACCAGGUUCAAUGACAUCAUGGAGGCUGGACUCCCUAAUGACUCUGUCAAGCCCCUCCCACAAAGCGACAUGAACGCCAGGAAGGAGUACAUCGUGGCCAAGUAUGUGGAGCGGCGGUACGUCCUGCGAAAGGACGACGGCGACCCCCACCGCGUGUACGACGCGGUGAAGACGCGCGACCUGACCUCUCUGCUGCAGCUCUACGCGGAAGGGGAGGACCUGGCCAAGCCCAUGGCCAUGCCGGAGGGACUGGAUCUGCGUGAGACAGCUCUCCACAUGGCGGUGCGACAGACGGAGAGGAACUCCCUGGCUCUGGUGGACUUUCUCACGCAGAACAGCGGGUGUCUAGAGAAGAAGACGUCAGAGGGGAACACCGCUCUGCACUACAGCUCCUUACACAACAAAACCGAGUGCCUCAAACUGCUGCUGAAGGGGAAGGCCACCCUCCACACAGUGAACUCUGCUGGAGAAACUGCGCUGGACAUUGCCAGGAGAUUCCACCACACACAGUGUGUAGAGCUGCUGGAGCUGGCCCAGAGCGGGAAGUUCAACUCUCAGAUCCAUGUUGAGUACACCUGGGAGAUGCCUCAGGAGUUCUUGUACGACAGCGAGGAUGACCUGGACGAGAGGGUGAGCCCCUUGCCCAGGGGUUUGCGCUCCCCACUGCCCCCUAGUGUCAGUGGCACUUCUCCUUCACGUUGGAGUUUCACCAACACCAGUGUCUCCAACAAGACGUAUGAGAACGUGGAUUUCCUGUACCGCAACCCGCCUGCCAACAGCGCCCCCUCUGGUGCCACCCCGCCGCCUCUUCCUGCCAAAGCUAUUCAGAGAGGGCGCUCGGACCCCCAGAUCUCAGUCUCCACUCAGGAGAGCAACACCCCCGUGCGGCGCUCCUCGAACCCCGCCUCCCGCCGCCACAGCCCCCCCUCCGUCCCGCAUGAUGGCCAGGGGUUCCGGCCUCCGAGGUCCCCUCACGGGGGCGUGGUGCGGGGCCAGAGGCAGGCGGUGUCCUGGGAAGGACAGCCACAGAUGGGCCACGGGUCUGGAGGAACUGAGGGCAAAGCCACUGCGACUUCACCUCAGAGCCACCUGGGACCCGUCAGCUCGGAGAAGACCACCUCAUACCGGCGGAGCAGUGGGGGACAGGGCAAGUGUGCAGUAACAUCACCCGCAUGCGCAGUGACCUCAUCAAUCUGCUCAGUGGCGUCACCGACCUGCACAGUGAUAUCGUCUCCCUGCGCAGACAGUCAGGAGGAUCUCUACAGCAGCCUCAUGGGAAACGCCAUGCCCACGUCCUCACCGAUCGUCGUCCCCAUGACGCGCCCGCGCAAGAACGCCAUGGUGAAGCCACGACAGAAGAGAGUCCAAGCGCUGGUGGACUGCAGGGCUGUUAACUCUGACCAUCUGGCAUUCUUCAAGGAUGAGGUCAUUGUGGUGACAGGUGUUGAGGACCCUCAUUGGUGGGUGGGUCACAUUGAAGGGGAUACAUCCAGGAGUGGGUCAUUCCCAGUCAACUAUGUGCAGAAGCUGGCAGACUGAAGGCCCGACCCGAACCGACCCAGCAGAACUGCUUUUUGACCCAGACUGCUCCACUAGCCUGUGCUGGACUGUAGAACCGCAGGCCCAGCUUUAAAACAAAGGGUGGAAAUAAGGAUGUUUCUCAAAAGCUACUUUUUCAAGGACAGAAGAAAGACAUUGUACAGUCUUAUGUGGCUAUGGAACCACCCAUCAUGUUUUGUUCUUGUAUUUAGGCCCCUGAACAUCAGUGUCUUCUGGUGUGCGAGCAGGAUAGGGACACUGGCAUCAAGCUAGCCAGGUGACCUUUGGGAAAGAACUCGCAGGACAGGUCUAAUCUGUCGUACCAGUGACAGUGAUAAUAGCAACAACACUGCCAUUAUUAUUAUUAUUAUUAUUAUUAAUAUUAUUAUUAAUAAACUUCAUCAGUAGAAUUUGGCAGUAUGAAAAGAAAGAGGUGUGUUUUUGAAAGGGGCAGUGACUGAAGGGAGCUUCACAAUUGUGCCCUGCAUCUUCCUUACUCCGUUCAGCUGCAUUGCAUUCUGGGAUAUGCUGCAGGCUUUGCAAACAAUGACUGCUGGAUAAGGAACAAACUCAGCACUCCCUCUCCUAUGGCCAUCUCUCCCUGCCCCCUACUGGCUGAUGAGAUGGUACUGAUCGGAACUGUUUGCAUUCAUGGAGGAACCGGUGACCCCUGACCCCAAGGGAGUGGCUGGCUGUGGAGGAACCUGCCCUCAUGUGGCCUCACACCGUCCUGCAGCCUCAUGGACAAAGACAGUUAUGGUGUUUUAUUAGCCAGCUUCAGGAGAACUUGAUCUCUCAUCAUUUUAAUGUUGCCGGGUGGAACCCUGAAAGAAAUGAGAGUGUAAGUAAAGCAGCUGUAAGCAGGAUCUGCACAGUGGACUGGGUCCACCCCUGGGGCUGCUGGCAGUGUAACUGCUCUUACCCGCACACCAAAAGCAGAGCGAAACUCUAACAUUUAGAAGAAAACAAAGCAGUUUCACCACGUUGUUAAGUGUGCAUGAACACAUGGUGCAUAUCAGAGGUGAACUCUCCUGCCCAAAACUUGUGUGUCACCUCACUGACAGAGCAUGUGUAUAUGCACACAAACACACACACACACACACACACACACACACACACACACACA
Messenger RNA from Megalops cyprinoides (Indo-Pacific tarpon), 4350 nucleotides. It is a transcript of the gene asap3, whose product is annotated as ArfGAP with SH3 domain, ankyrin repeat and PH domain 3. The record is from RefSeq and is a predicted model, not a curated record. The coding region runs from base 213 to 3224 and encodes 1003 amino acids. Gene Ontology annotation, molecular function: protein binding; GTPase activator activity. Gene Ontology annotation, cellular component: cytoplasm. NCBI's taxonomy places the organism in Eukaryota, Metazoa, Chordata, Actinopteri, Elopiformes, Megalopidae. The transcript is spliced from 26 exons. Gene Ontology annotation, biological process: positive regulation of GTPase activity.